This is a messenger RNA of Pseudogymnoascus verrucosus, 793 nucleotides long. RefSeq lists its product as uncharacterized. The record is from RefSeq and is a predicted model, not a curated record. Gene Ontology annotation, biological process: regulation of DNA-templated transcription. Bases 103 to 768 code for a protein of 221 amino acids. NCBI's taxonomy places the organism in Eukaryota, Fungi, Ascomycota, Leotiomycetes, Thelebolales, Thelebolaceae. The transcript has 2 exons. Gene Ontology annotation, molecular function: DNA-binding transcription factor activity.
CAUUCCCACCAUCCCCAUUAAACGUUAGCAUUACAUCGACUCGAUUUCCCACAAGAAAACUAGCAUCCUCACAGUUACAACUCAAGACCUUCACCUUAAACUAUGUCUACACAGCUAUCAACUCAGAAUGGCGACAGGAGGUCCCAGCGGAAGGCGGAUGCGGCUGGCACGCAUCAGAAUCAAUAUAAUGUUCAGGCGAGGCAUCGUGCCCGCUUUGUUGCGGAUCUCUCCUCCGCUCAGCGUGACCGCAAACGAAAGAACGAUCGAGAUGCCCAACGUGUGCAUCGGCAACGGACUAAGGAACAUAUCGAAAAACUUGAGCAGCGGGUUCAAGAGCUAGAGUCUUUGCUGGCGGCGAAGAAUGCUGCCGACAACAACAAUGUCGGCUCCGGCAUGCCAAUGGAUUUAGACCAAAAUAUGGGUGCUGACACGACGAAUACGAAGCGGCAGGUAUACACUGAUAACAAUAUGGUGGGUCCGUUUGGGAAUGAAACGUCGACGGGAGAUAUCCAUAACAUCGGCGAGGAAGGCGGUUAUGGAUACGGUCCUUUCAGCAAUCACACCACGCAGCAGCCAUGGGGACCCUUGGCCUCGGGCAAUCUAUAUACAACCUAUUUGGAGAACAGCUUUCAUGAGGAACUGUCCAUGGUUGGGCAACCUCUCAAAUACCGUCGCCUGAUGCGGAAGAACGAGACUCAUGUUGCCAAGAUUUGCACGGCGAGAGGGGCAACUAAGCGUGAUAUUGCAAAGAGUAAUUUUGAGAAAUGAUACUAUAGUAGCAGCCAAUUUUAGC